AUGGAGUUCAUUCAAUGCUCCAUGAUCCUUCUCGCUGUCAUCAGCCUUCUCUCCGGUCACCAGCUCAAAGCCCAGCCAGCCAACAUUUCACCAACCCCAGCCAGGGCCUUGGAUUCCGUCCUCCAAGACUGCGCCUACCGAGCUUUCGACCAACCCCACACCGGCGUCCCCUACGUCGGCAUUGCGCCGUCGAACGUCUCCGGCGUUAAGAUUGCUGUUUUGAGGCUCAGGAAUGGAAACUUUAGGAAUAGAGGAUUCAAGAGAUACAAGGAGUUUGAGAUCCCAAAUGGAGUCAUUGUCCAGCCUUACGUUCGAAGGCUUGCUUUGGUUUAUCACAACUUGGGCAACCGGUCUUCAAUCUAUUGUUCUCUUCCACCAGGCUACAGCUAUCUCACUUUUGUGAUUGGAUUUUUGGCUUACAAUGCCGAGAACAUUUCGGCCAGCAAUCUGCCGGAGCUCGAUCUCGUGGCAUCGAAGUCGGCCAUUUCCAUCAGAUUCAGUACUGCGAAGGCGGUGCCAAAUGGAAGGACGGCUAGGUGUGUCUGGUUUAAUUUAGAUGGCUCGUUGGAGUUUAGAUACUUGGUGGGGAGCAAUCUUUGCUCGACUUACAGGCAGGGGCAUUUCUCUAUUGUUGUUAAUUCUUGUAGAGUUGCUCCUUCUCCGGUGCCGAGCCGACGGUUGAGCUUCGAGGGAGAAGAGUGA
Molecule: messenger RNA, 702 nt
Organism: Phoenix dactylifera (date palm)
Lineage: Eukaryota; Viridiplantae; Streptophyta; Magnoliopsida; Arecales; Arecaceae
Source: RefSeq, a predicted model, not a curated record